GCUGCGAGGCGGAUGAAGUUUCUCUCGAACCAGCGGUGUGUUCGAACCCAGACUGAGUUUAUUUAGCUAUAUGUGUUUCAGAGUCGCUCUCUUUGAGCUACGUUGUACAUGUGUACUGUGGAAGCAGGUUUUUCUCGAAGAUACAAUUAUACUUGACCAUUCGGCAGCUUCCGACCCGGACAACAUGGCUGCUUGAAUAACCUGAGCUUGAUACUAGGUUUGCUGAGCAGAAACUGUUCGUAAAGUUGUCAGAAAGCUGAAAUUAGUCCUUUUAAAAUAUAUUUAUACAACGCAGUCGUCUUUCUUCGUCGUGGACCACAAUGAGCAGCAUCAAGGAGGAAACUCGAAGUGCGUCCCCUCAGUGCCCCAAACCAGAUGAAUCUGAGGAGCCCCACGGUACGGCCAUGGAGACCGCAGGGGGUCAGGCAGAUGGGAGUGUGAAGUCGGAGAACAUUCACGAGGUGAUCAUUACCAAGGAAAUGGAGGAGGAAGAGAACCAGCUGAUGGAGGAAGGGGAGCGAAAGGAGAAGGAGAUGAUGAAAAAGGCCCAGGAAUCAUUUGAGAGGGACUCGCAGGAUGUGCGCUUAAAGAGACUCCAGCAUCUGCUCCAGAAGAGCAACAUCUACUCUAAAUUCCUGCUGACAAAGAUGGAGCAGCAGCAGAAUGAGGAGAAACUCAAGAAGGAGAGGCUGGAGAAAAAGGCCAUGAAGGCUGGUGGUGGUGCAGAGACCCGGACAGAUGCCAAGAAGAAGAAGAGGAGGAGGGAUGAAGACUUUAAAAUAGCUGAUGUUAUGACUAAAGAAGAAAUCAUGUCUCAAGCGAAGAGAUCAAAAGUGGAGAAAGGGAAGAAACUCGACGCCGAGGAUAUUGAAAAAAUGAGCGAUUCCAACGAGGAAAUCAAGAGCCGGCUGUCGGAGACGGUUCGAGAGAACGCCAAGCAUCUCCUGGACCCUGACAGGAAGGUGAACGGGCAGCCAGUCCCCAUCCAGCAGCCCCAGCUGUUCACAGGCGGGGUGAUGAGGUGGUACCAGAUCGAAGGCGUGGAGUGGCUGAGGAUGCUGUGGGAGAACGGCAUCAAUGGCAUCCUGGCUGACGAGAUGGGGCUGGGGAAGACCAUCCAGUGCAUUGCCCACAUCGCUAUGAUGGUAGAGAAGAAGGUGAUGGGCCCCUUCCUGGUGGUGGCUCCUCUCUCCACAGUACCAAACUGGAUCAGCGAGUUUAAGCGCUUUGCACCAGAGAUAUCAGUGAUGCUUUACCAUGGCACUCCACCAGAGAGGUCCAAACUGCUGAAGCAGGUCCGCAGGUCUCAGGGGCCACUCAACAUGUUUCCAGUUGUCAUCACUUCCUUCGAGAUCUCCAUGAUUGACAGAAAGUUUCUGCAGCAUCUCCAGUGGAAGUACCUGAUAGUGGACGAGGGCCACAGGAUCAAGAACCUGAACUGUCGGCUGGUGCGCGAGCUGAAGAUGCUUCCCACCGACAACAAGCUGCUGCUGACGGGCACACCGCUGCAGAACAACCUGGCUGAGCUGUGGUCCCUCCUCAACUUCCUCCUCCCAGAGGUCUUCGAUGACCUGAAGAGCUUUGAGUCCUGGUUUGACAUCAACUCCCUCGGUGAGGGUGAUGACGUGGUAGUGGCAGAACGGGAGCAGAACAUCCUGAGCAUGCUGCAUCAGAUUCUGACCCCGUUCCUCCUGAGGAGGCUGAAGACAGAUGUUACUCUUGAGGUUCCUCCCAAGAAGGAGAUCAUAGUGUACGCCCCUCUGACCACAAAGCAGGAGACCCUUUACAGCGCAGUCGUCAACAAGACCAUAGAGAAGGUUCUGGGAAAGGACAAGAAAGAGGCUCCUGUGCCGGUGACGCCAGAUGGCAGACCAAAACGUCGCACUCGUAGAUCAGUGGACUACAGUGAGACGGAGAGCGACACACAGGCGGCUCUGAUGAAGUACCUGGAGAAAGUCCGUAAGGAGGCCGAGAACAGCCCAUCACCACCAGUGCUGGACAUUUCCACCCCGCCGGACGCCGACAUCACGUUGAAGUUGCAGAAUGUGCUGAUGGUGCUGAAGAGAUGCUGUAACCACCCGUACCUGGUGGAGUACCCCCUGGACCCGGUCACACAGCAGUUCAAGAUUGAUGAGCAGCUGGUUCAGACCUCAGGAAAGUUUCUCAUACUGGACAGGCUGCUGCCUGCUCUGAAGAAGAGAGGACACAAGGUUCUGAUCUUCAGCCAGAUGACGUCCAUCUUGGAUAUUCUGAUGGACUACUGCUACCUCAGAGAUUUCCGAUACAGCCGGUUAGAUGGCAGCAUGCCGUACACCGAAAGAGACGAGAACAUCCAAAAGUUUUUCACUGACCCAGAGGUGUUCAUCUUCCUGCUGAGUACCAGGGCAGGAGGACUUGGAAUCAACUUGACAGCAGCUGACACAGUUAUCAUCUUUGACAGUGAUUGGAACCCUCAGGCGGACCUGCAGGCUCAGGACCGCUGCCACCGCAUCGGACAAACCAAACCCGUGGUGGUGUACCGGCUAGUGACGGCCAACACCAUCGACCAGAAGAUCCUGGAGCGGGCGUCGGCCAAGAGGAAGCUGGAACAGAUGGUUAUCCACAAGAAAAAGUUCAAAGGUGGGAAGGCAGAGCUGAAUCAAAGUAAGAGCUGCAUCGAUCUGGACGAGCUACGGGAGCUGCUGCAGGCCAGAGGCCCUGAGAAGGAAGUGAAAUCCUCACAAGGAAAGGUGAUCAGUGACAAGGAUCUGGAGAUCUUACUGGAUCGCAGCGACCUGCUGGAUAACCGAAGGAGCAUGAAGGAGAAAGUGGGAGUCUUCAGAGUGAUCGACGCCAAAGAGUCGUCAGAGAUCACGCUGACCUGAGAGCCGUUCGACGUCCAGUCCGCUGCCACCUUAAGGAAGACAACCACGACAUUCUCCGAUGAUGGAGCUGCUGUUUUGUUCUGUUGAGUUGCUGUAAGAAUGCUUGUUUGUCAGUAAAUGUUAUAGAGAUUGUGAUAUUAAAAAUGUAAAACGACA
Molecule: messenger RNA, 3020 nt
Organism: Poeciliopsis prolifica (blackstripe livebearer)
Lineage: Eukaryota; Metazoa; Chordata; Actinopteri; Cyprinodontiformes; Poeciliidae
Gene: hells
Product: helicase, lymphoid specific
Exons: 23
Coding region: 321-2864 (847 amino acids)
Biological process (GO): lymphocyte proliferation; DNA methylation-dependent constitutive heterochromatin formation; negative regulation of gene expression via chromosomal CpG island methylation
Cellular component (GO): pericentric heterochromatin; nucleus
Molecular function (GO): chromatin binding; ATP-dependent chromatin remodeler activity; ATP binding
Source: RefSeq, a predicted model, not a curated record